GUAACCCUAUAACAAAUACUGCAGCACAUGUACAUCUAGUAAUCACUCAAAACUAGGUUAGGUACACAAAUAACAUUUGGUGAACUUAGUGACUCGUCUUGGAAAUUAUGUAAUUUUGACCCAUACAUCCAGUCCCAUGCAGACUGGCUCAACAGUUUGCAGAAAACAACAAUCUGUAGAACACCGGACAGAGCCAAGGUGGAGGAGAAACCAUCUAUGGGGGAUAAAAUUAAGCGAAAGCUGUCAUUGCCAAAGAUGGUGGGCCUAGAAGACGAGAACAAAGUGCGUGGUAACUGGAGUGGUCGACUUGACUUUUUCUUGUCCUGUAUUGGGUAUGCUGUGGGUUUGGGUAACAUAUGGAGGUUUCCUUAUAUCUGUUACAGAAAUGGUGGAGGUGCUUUCCUUAUUCCAUACUGCAUCUUCCUACUGCUGUGUGGAAUGCCUCUUGUCUUCCUGGAGAUUGCAUAUGGACAGUUUUGCAGCCAGAGUCCCACAGGGGUCUGGAAGCUCAGUCCAAUGUUCAAAGGCAUUGGCUGGGGUAUGGUGAUAGUGUCUGGAAUUGUGUGUAUCUACUACAACAUCAUCAUCACGUGGACCCUGUACUACUUGCUGAUGUCGUUCCAAGCAGUUCUUCCAUGGAGUCACUGCAAUAAUGACUGGAAUGAUGAGAAUUGUGCUCUGUGGCAUAAACGUAGUCCUAAUGCUACCAACCAUACACACCAGGGACCCCUAGAUCCGUUGCUAGAUGGCGCUGGGGUGGUGAGGCUGAUGGGAAAUUUGACUGCCAAUAGCAGUGCCAGCUACUGGAUGCACUAUGGGGUGGAUGGUACUAACAGCACAAAUGUCACCAUACAGAGGGAGUCUCCUAGUGAACAGUACUGGCAAAACCAUGUACUUGAGUUGUCAGAAGGUAUAGAAAACAUUGGUCCCAUUCGCUGGCAGCUGUUGCUGUGCCUGAUAUUUGCCUGGGUUAUGAUCUUCUUGUGUUUGUGUAAAGGUGUAAAAUCUUCAGGAAAGGUUGUUUAUGUUACAGCCACGUUUCCUUACUUGGUAUUGAUUAUAUUACUGGUGCGCGGAGUCACACUUCCAGGCUCUAUGGAGGGGAUAAAGUAUUAUCUUAUUCCUAAAUGGGAGAAACUGCUGAGCUUUAAGGUGUGGGCCGAGGCAGCGGGACAGAUCUUCUACUCUGUUGGUGCUGCUUGGGGUGCCAUGAUCACAUUUGCCAGCUACAACCGCUUCCAGAAUAACUGCCUAAGGGAUGCAAUAAUAGUUCCAUUGCUGAAUGAAGGAACCAGUAUAUUUGCUGGCUUUGUCAUCUUUUCAAUCAUUGGCUUCAUGGCACAAGAAACUGGAAGGACUGUUGAUGCUGUCAUCACUCAAGGUCCAGGAUUGGCAUUUGUGGUGUACCCAGGGGCCUUGGCCAAGCUGCCUAUCUCUCCCAUGUGGGCAGUGCUGUUCUUCCUGAUGUUACUGACUGUAGGGGUGGAUAGCCAGUUUGGUAUGUUUGAGACUAUGACAUCUGCCUUUGUGGAUGAGUACCCGCAUUUCCUGAGGAAGAGGAAGACCCUGUUUAUUGCUGCCACUUGUUUUGUACAGUUCCUUCUUGGAAUUGUUAUUGUCACCAAGGGUGGGAUCUAUAUCCUCCAGAUCAUGGACUGGUACAGCUCCACAUAUUCACUUAUGGUCUUCUCCUUUAUGGAGUGUAUUGUGGUGGCCUAUGUGUAUGGAGUCGACCGCUUUUAUGAGGACAUAGAGCUGAUGAUUGGGCGUAAGCCUCCAAUACUGUACAAAUAUUCCUGGCUGUUUGUGACCCCAGCAGUGAUACUUUUCAUCUUUGUCGCCACCUUCUUUCAACAUGAGUCGGUAACAUAUGGGGAUUACCAUUAUCCAGCAUGGGCUAUUGUUCUUGGGUGGCUCCUAGCCCUCUGCUCUAUACUGCCUAUACCUGGAAUAAUGAUUCUGAAGAUUGUGAGGGAAAAAGGGCCAAUCUUGCAGAGAAUCAAGAAGCUCUGUCGCCCGGCAGUGGACUGGGGUCCAGUGCCAACCAAGUUCCGUGAGCAGUACUAUGAAUCCCUCAGCCCAGCCCGCCGACAGUGGUUACGAGAGUUUCACCCAGAAAUGAAAUUUACAGUGAAUCAGUUAGAGGAUGAAGGCAUUAUGAUGAAACCGCUGAAACCAAAUGAUUCCCUGCAUGAUAAGCCAGCUUCAGUUCCCCAUGAAGAGAAAGCUUUGAUUCAAGGACAGCAAGAGUGUAACAAUGUAUAACAUGAAAUGAGAAGAAAAGAAAAACUUUUGUAUCUUUACUAGUGGGGUGAGCAAACUUUACACUAACAAAAUUGUUGGAAGAGGCCUUUAUAUAUAUAUAUAGUACAGUAGUAAAGUUGACUGAAAGAGAAAAAUCAUGAUAGAAAAACUCUUAUAAAAGGACUGGAAAAAAGGAUUGGAAGGGCAAAAAUGAUAAGAAAUGUCAGCCAUUUUUCAUUGUCAUUUUGGCUGCAGUGGCAGUUGUUAUUAUCAUUAUUAUUACCCAUGCUUAGUCAUGCUUCACAUUAAAGACAACAUUACCUCAUUUUUCCUUUUUAUACACACAACUUUUGCUCAUUUUACAUUAGAUAUUGUCUGAAAUGCUCCACUUGUAUAUUUUUGAUCACUUUUGUUAGUAAUUUCCCAAAAUGUCGGAUGUCAGUGUCCAUUUUUCAAAACACAAUCCAAAUAUGUUUCAAGGUCACUUUUUGUAUUGCAUUUGAGUAAUAUUAAUGUUUUCUAAGUUUUGCCUUCUGCAAGUAUUUCAAGACUAACUUAUGUAAGUCAUAUAAUGCUCAUCUUCUGUCUGCUGUCAGCAAUCAUUUCCAGUUAUAAACAUUAACAGAAAGUGUUUAAUGAGUAGACCAUCCAACAAAAUGUGAUGUGAAUUGGACUCCUUGCAUUUUCAUCAAUAUGGGCUAUCCAUGGCAAUCAUAUCAUUACUAUUACAUUAUUUUUCAACUAUGAUCUCACUGUCUGACAUUUGUCAUUUAUGACGGUACUGAUGUAAAAUGUACAGAUAUGGUACAUAUUUGAUAAGUGGCUGGGGUGUCACAAAACACAAGAAUUGAGAAGUGCUGCUGUUACAUGAUGUUUCACUAUAAAAAGGUGUUUUAAUACAUGUGCAGAAAUUAUUAAAUUAUAGUUUGACAUAUUGAUUUUAAGCUCAUCAAAAGAUGUAUACCUCAGAUGAAUUGGAUGUAUGUUAUAGUUAUCAAUUAUUCUUCAACAUUAACAAUACAAUUAUGAAAACAAUUAUUUUAGAAUUUGAGGUGUAUUUAAAAAUUUUUUGAUAUUAGUAACGGUAAUGUGGGGAUUUGUGUUAUUUGCUCACGGUUUGUCUGAAAGGAAAAAUAUUUGUUGAUUGACAAAUUUUAACCAAGUUAAUGAAUUUUUUUUAUACUUGACUGACAAGAUAAUUUUAUACUUCCACUGUUGAUAGUCAUGACCAAGUAAAGAAUAUAUAUUUAUUUACUUAUUUUUAUUUAUUUAUUUUUAAAUAUCUGGACCUAUUUCAAAUUGUAAUUUUUUUAUUAAGAAGUUUUAAAGUUGGAGUUUGGUUACCAAUGAUAUUAAGAAAAGAGGUAGCUUUGGUUGAAGUAUGAGUCUACCAAUAUUCCUACUCUACUGGGCACUAUAUACAUGAAGAUCCAGUGUGGCCAUCUUGUAACUUUCUUCAAAGUUUAAUAAGGCUAUUGUUUUGAUGUGAUGAUGACCAGAUAGCCCCAAAGUAUUGAAUAUGUAUCUAGAUCCCCUGGUAGUAUUGGUAGACAGAAAGUAUACUUUCUUCAUCUUAAUUCUUUGUACAGCUGGUGAUAUUCAUCAAUGAUAAAUCAUAUUGAUUUGCUAUUGGGACAGUAUAAUGGUUUUAUUGUAUUAGUUUGUGUUCUGAUAUGUUUUAGUCUAUUUGCAUGUAGUAUCUUUGACAAGCUUGAGUUAAAAUGUGUAGAUAAUGUAUGCCUUAAAACCUGCACGUAGUUAUCCUUUUCUAAGCAGGUUUAUUUUAUGUGGUGGUUUGCUUUGUUUUUUAGAUAUAAUUUGAUGUUUAAUUGUACUGCAAAGACAAUUGGUAACUAAUAAGUGACAACUUAUAGCAUGAAAAAUUGAUUUGUUUCAAGAUCAUUAAUUGCUCAAUUUCAUUAAAUGUAUAUUCCUAAGAACAUUUUCUGAAACAUGAAACCAGUUCAGCCUACUCGAAUUUUGUUUACAUAAGCAGUGAUUUAUCUUAUGUAGCAAAUCAUGAGUCCAUAAAAUUUGAUAUUAGUGAAAUAAAUUUUGUAGAUAAAAUU
This is a messenger RNA of Lingula anatina, 4313 nucleotides long. Its product is annotated as sodium- and chloride-dependent glycine transporter 1. Gene Ontology annotation, molecular function: amino acid:sodium symporter activity. Gene Ontology annotation, cellular component: plasma membrane. NCBI's taxonomy places the organism in Eukaryota, Metazoa, Brachiopoda, Lingulata, Lingulida, Lingulidae. The record is from RefSeq and is a predicted model, not a curated record. Gene Ontology annotation, biological process: sodium ion transmembrane transport; amino acid import across plasma membrane; nitrogen compound transport.